Phoenix dactylifera (date palm) is the source of this 783-nucleotide messenger RNA. RefSeq lists its product as uncharacterized. NCBI's taxonomy places the organism in Eukaryota, Viridiplantae, Streptophyta, Magnoliopsida, Arecales, Arecaceae. The record is from RefSeq and is a predicted model, not a curated record.
AUGGGGUCGCUGGCGGGCCACAACUGGGCGUUCGUCUUCCUGUUCCCGAUCGGGAUCCGACGGCUGUGGUCGUCCCUCAGCCUCCACGCGCGAUCCCCGCCACCAUCGUUCCGGUCACGGCCGUGGUACCUCUCGCCGGACCACAACCUCCGCAACGCCGACCUCUACGCUCUCCUCCUCGCCCUCCCCGUCGCCGCCAUCGCCAACCUCCUCGUCGCCGCCCCUCUCCGCGCCGCCGCCGCCGCCCUCUUCUGGCUCCUCCUCAUCCUUCUCCCCCUCGCCCCCCGCCUCCCCCUCCCCGACGAGCUCGCCUUCCUCCUCGCAGCCCUCGCCUUCCUCGCCGACCUCGCCCUCUCCCCCAUCUCACCCUCCGCUCCCGCCCUAGACGCCCGCGCCCGCGACCUCUCCUCCCUGCCAACCCUCGUCUGUGCCGCCGCCUGCCUCGCCCUCGCCGCCCGCCCGGCUGCGAUCGCAGCCGACGUCGCCCUUUCGCUCGGAAUCGCGUUCAAGGGGUCCUGGGCGCUGCAGGCCGGGCUGGCGCUCUUCGCCCUGCCGCCCCGCGGGUGCCUCCGCGCCGCCGCCGGCCUGGAGUGCGAGCUGGAGGAGGACCGGUUGAGGGGGGUAGCGCUCUUGGACUUGCUCUUCGCCGGCAACGCCGUGGGGAUCGCCGCCGCCUGCGUGGGGAUCUUCUGGGCGGUGACAAGGUCCAUCAAUCGGUCGGCGGAAGCCGAAGCGAUGAUGGCAUGGCUCAUGAUGAACCCGCCUGAUCUUGAGCUGGACUGA